UGCACUGCAGGCUACAGUAAGAACCAGAAAAUUAAAACCCUUGAUUGGAAUUCUUUUUUAUCAAAAAGGAAAAAAAAAAGGAAAACGAACUGACCGCCCGAUCUUUUUCGGCUCAUGGCCUAAACUAAAUCUAAGCAGACAAUGUUUGAAGAGAAAUCUCAAAGGUAGGUAUUCUACUUUCAUUGAAUAAUUUGGCUCAUCGACUUCCUUUUUUUCUGGCAUAGAAAAAAAUGGCAGCUUGUGUUUCACCAUACUGUACACUUGGUGAUAGUAGAAAGCCGAUGGGGAUGUUAAGUGUUGUUGGAGCGAGAAUGAGAGUGUCAACGGAAAAUCAUUUGGGGAUGGGGAGAUUUGGGUCUCUGAAAAUGACCGAGUCCAAGUCCAAGUCUAAGUCUAAGUCUAAUAAUUUACCCCAAUGUAUUAGUAAAAUCCCCGAACAAUAUCAAAACAGCAGCAGCAAGGACCCUUUUCUUAAUCUUCAUCCCGAAGUAUCAAUGCUUAGAGUUAGAGGUGAGGAGGGGAACAACAAAGUAACCACCACCGCCCCUGCAAGGAAUGGCUCUAGUCCAAGUAAUCACAAUGAAGCCAACAUAAAAGUCAUUGGUGUUGGAGGUGGAGGCUCCAACGCAGUCAAUCGCAUGAUUGAAAGUUCAAUGAAAGGUGUAGAGUUUUGGGUUGUAAACACAGAUGUUCAAUCCAUGAGCAUGUCUCCCGUCUUCCCCGAAAAUCGUUUGCAAAUUGGUCAGGACCUUACUAGAGGUCUUGGAGCUGGGGGUAAUCCAGAAAUUGGGAUGAACGCUGCUAAAGAAAGCAAACAAGCAAUAGAAGAGGCAGUUUAUGGUGCUGACAUGGUCUUUGUCACCGCUGGAAUGGGCGGAGGAACUGGUACUGGCGGGGCUCCUAUAAUUUCAGGUGUUGCAAAGUCAAUGGGUAUAUUGACUGUUGGUAUUGUCACUACCCCAUUUUCUUUUGAGGGACGGAGAAGGGCAGUUCAGGCCCAGGAAGGAAUUGCAGCUUUGAGAGACAACGUUGACACACUGAUUGUCAUUCCAAAUGACAAAUUAUUGACUGCUGUUUCCCAAACUACCCCAGUAACAGAAGCAUUUAACCUGGCAGAUGAUAUUCUGCGACAGGGUGUUCGUGGUAUCUCUGAUAUCAUUACGGUUCCUGGAUUGGUGAAUGUGGAUUUUGCUGAUGUGCGAGCUAUAAUGGCAAAUGCAGGCUCCUCGCUAAUGGGGAUAGGGAUUGCAACUGGGAAAACAAGGGCAAGAGAUGCAGCAUUAAAUGCAAUCCAGUCACCUUUAUUAGAUAUUGGCAUAGAGAGGGCAACUGGAAUUGUGUGGAACAUAACUGGUGGAAGUGAUUUAACUUUAUUUGAGGUAAAUGCUGCAGCAGAGGUUAUUUAUGACCUUGUAGAUCCUACUGCCAAUUUAAUUUUUGGAGCAGUGAUAGAUCCAUCACUCAGUGGCCAAGUAAGUAUAACUCUAAUUGCAACUGGAUUCAAGCGUCAAGAAGAAAAUGAAGGCAGGCCUUUCCAGGCAAGUCAGCUAGCACCAGGAGAAGUCACCUCUGGAAUCAAUCGGCGACCUUCCACUUUCACUGAAGGUGGUUCGGUGGAGAUUCCUGAGUUUCUCAAGAAGAAGGGUCGCUCUCGCUAUCCCAGAGCUUAAGUUAUAUAUUCUCGCAAGGCAUGCCGUUUUGGGAUUUGAAAUAUAUAUACAUCAGUAGGUAUUAGCAUAGCGCUCUCAGUGACUUCAACGGUGUGCGCGUACUGCAUAGCAUCCAUAUUAACUAAAUGUUCCGGAUUUCUUUGCACUGUAUGUAUAUUCCUAUCCUGAACAUACUGUUCUGCUUCCUUCACAAAUAUUUGAAUAAGUUGCGAGAAUUCUUCUCGGGCCACA
Messenger RNA from Populus trichocarpa (black cottonwood), 1901 nucleotides. RefSeq names its product cell division protein FtsZ homolog 2-2, chloroplastic. The record is from RefSeq and is a predicted model, not a curated record. NCBI's taxonomy places the organism in Eukaryota, Viridiplantae, Streptophyta, Magnoliopsida, Malpighiales, Salicaceae. Gene Ontology annotation, molecular function: GTP binding; GTPase activity. Gene Ontology annotation, cellular component: chloroplast; cytoplasm. Bases 231 to 1670 code for a protein of 479 amino acids. The transcript is spliced from 8 exons. Gene Ontology annotation, biological process: chloroplast fission.